AUGCAUCGUCAUAACAAGCAAUCCUCGCGCUUGUUGAUUCUACUCUCACUAACAACGUCCCAUUUGCUCCGCUUCUCGAUUCUUACAUCAGCGGCGCCGGCGGCGAGUCCGUCACGCGAUAAAGUGGCGACGCCGCCGCCGCCGCUGCCGGUCCUGCCGCUGCCGUCAGCCUCGCAGCUGAAAUGGCAGCAGAGGGAGCUGAUAAUGUUCCUCCACUUCGGCGUCAACACCUUCACCGACUCCGAAUGGGGCACCGGCCGCGAAUCCCCUUCCGUGUUCAACCCGGUCGGGCUUGACGCCGGCCAGUGGGUCAGCGCCGCCGCCGCCGCCGGUGUCUCCCUCGUGAUUCUGACAGCGAAGCACCACGACGGAUUCUGCUUGUGGCCUUCCAAAUACACCGACCACUCGGUGGCGUCGAGCCCGUGGAAGGGAGGGCGUGGGGAUGUGGUCGGAGAACUCGUCGGCGCCGCUGCGGGGGGCCAAAGCGGCGGCGGGGUCGACGUCGGGGUUUACCUUUCGCCGUGGGAUCGACAUGACCGGAGGUACGGUAAGACUUUGGAGUACAAUGAGUACUACUUGGCGCAAUUGCAGGAGCUCCUUACCAGGUACGGGAGUGUGAAGGAGAUAUGGUUCGACGGAGCAAAAGGUUCGAACGCGCCGAACAUGUCGUAUGACUUCACCGACUGGUUCGCCAUGGUAAAGGAGUUACAGAGCUCCGCGAAUAUCUUUUCCAACGCCGGCCCCGACGUCCGAUGGGUCGGCAACGAAAAUGGGUUCGCCGGAACCACUUGCUGGUCCACCAUCAACCGGACGGCGCUCUCCAUCGGAAACGGAAGCAACCUUGACUAUCUAAACACCGGAGACCCGGCAGGAACAGAUUGGGUGCCGGCAGAAUGCGACGUCUCCAUAAGAACAGGGUGGUUCUGGCACAAAUCACAAUCCCCCAAAAACAUCACCCAAUUGCUCGAAAUCUACUACCAUUCCGUCGGCCGGAACUGCCUGCUUCUCCUCAACGUUCCCCCGAAUACCACCGGACUCAUCCCCGAUUCCGACGUCGAGAGAUUACGAGAGUUCAGAACCGCAAUCGACACCAUCUUCUCCACCAACUUGGCCGAAGGAUGCUCUGUCAGAGCUAGCAGCAGCAGGGGAGGGAGAAAUAAUGGCGGGUUCGCGCCGGAGAAUGUGCUGGACAAGGACCAUUUGUGGACGUAUUGGGCACCCGACGGUAGAGAAGAAAGAGAUGGGUAUUACUGGAUUGAGAUUUCGAGUGGUGGGUCGUCGUUGAAAUUUAACGUGAUUAGAGUUCAGGAGGCGAUUGGUUUGGGGCAGAGGAUUAAACGUUAUGAGAUUCAUGUCGAUGGAGAGAAGAUUGCUAAUGGGACGACAAUUGGGUACAAAAGGCUUCAUAGGCUCAAAAGGGGAGUUGUUGGUGGGCGAAAUGUGAUGAUUAGGGUUUUGGAGUCUAGAAGUGUGCCAUUGAUAUCGUCUUUUGGCCUCCACUAUGACCCUUAUUACUGGCAUUCAAAGUGA
This is a messenger RNA of Linum tenue, 1530 nucleotides long. Lineage: Eukaryota; Viridiplantae; Streptophyta; Magnoliopsida; Malpighiales; Linaceae. The record is from the annotation of a GenBank genome assembly.